CGCCCCAGGCAUGGGGAACGCGGCGACCGCCAAGAAAGGCAGCGAGGUGGAGAGCGUGAAAGAGUUUCUAGCCAAAGCCAAAGAAGACUUUUUAAAAAAAUGGGAAAAUCCUGCUCAGAAUAAUGCCGGGCUGGAGGAUUUUGAAAGGAAAAAAACCCUUGGGACAGGUUCCUUUGGAAGAGUCAUGUUGGUGAAACACAAAGCCACUGAGCAGUAUUAUGCCAUGAAGAUCUUAGAUAAGCAGAAGGUUGUUAAACUGAAGCAAAUAGAGCAUACUUUGAAUGAGAAAAGAAUAUUACAGGCAGUAAAUUUUCCUUUUCUUGUUCGACUGGAGUAUUCUUUUAAGGAUAAUUCUAAUUUAUAUAUGGUUAUGGAAUAUGUCCCUGGGGGUGAAAUGUUUUCACAUCUAAGAAGAAUUGGAAGGUUCAGUGAACCCCAUGCCCGGUUCUAUGCAGCUCAGAUAGUGCUAACAUUUGAGUAUCUCCACUCACUAGACCUCAUCUACAGAGAUCUAAAACCUGAAAAUCUCCUAAUUGACCACCAAGGUUAUAUCCAGGUCACAGACUUUGGGUUUGCCAAAAGAGUUAAAGGCAGAACUUGGACAUUGUGUGGCACUCCAGAAUACUUGGCUCCAGAAAUAAUCCUCAGCAAGGGCUACAAUAAGGCAGUGGAUUGGUGGGCAUUAGGGGUGUUAAUCUAUGAAAUGGCAGCUGGCUACCCUCCAUUCUUUGCAGACCAACCAAUUCAGAUUUAUGAAAAGAUUGUUUCUGGAAAGGUCCGAUUCCCAUCGCACUUCAGUUCAGACCUGAAGGACCUUCUACGGAACCUGCUGCAGGUGGACUUGACGAAACGGUUUGGAAAUCUGAAGAAUGGUGUGAGUGACAUCAAGACUCACAAGUGGUUUGCCACAACAGAUUGGAUUGCUAUUUACCAGAGGAAGGUUGAAGCUCCAUUCAUACCAAAGUUCAGAGGCUCUGGAGAUACCAGCAACUUUGAUGACUAUGAAGAAGAAGAUAUCCGUGUCUCUAUAACAGAAAAAUGUGGAAAAGAAUUUAGUGAAUUUUGAAGAUGAGCAACGAGACAACAGCAGAGCUCACGCUCAGUCUUUGCACUCUGUUGGGAGAAAAGGUGGAGCUGAGACCGUCCUUGUUGAAGCAGUUACCUAGUUCCUUCAUUCCAGCGACUGAGUGAGGUCUUUAUUGCCGUCACCCGUGUGUGCACUCCGCGUCCUCCUAUGUAACCAGGCACCGCUAAGCAAGCAUCGUCUGUGCCAUCACACAGAACUAGACACUUUCCUGCUUCUCUUUGGUUUGUCUUUCUCCUCUCCCCUUACACCCAUUGUUCCUUUUUCCUUUUCAUUAGUUCUUCUCCAAACAGUGCUCCAUUUUAUUUUGUCGGUGUUUCAAAUGGGCAGUGUUAUGCCUAUGUGAUUUUUGAAGGGAAGGAUAAGUGUUGCUUUUAGUAGUUCUUGUCAAUAUUUUUGUUGGUCAAUGGCUCGAGCAUAUACUGUCCAAUAAUUAUUUUACUUUGAGUAGCUCAGACUCAGUUUUGCCAGAACUCUUGACAAUUUUUGAAGACAGAAUGUUUUAUCACCAAGGAAAUGUAUACAAAUUAAAACAGUGACUUUCUUAAAAUGCACUGUUCUGGCAAUAAAUUUGGAUAGACUAGUAUAGAGUAGCUAGACCCAGAAAUAUGGAAUCCUAUAGAUCAAAGGUUCUAUUUCCCCUCACCUCUUUUUUUUUAUAUCAUCCUCCCCUUAAGUGUCCAGCCUGUGCAGUGUGACAAACGUCUCAUUCACAGGCAAAACCAGUGAUACGGAUUAUCAACACCCAGAUUCUCUCCCUUGGUAUCAGCAUUUCUGUAGUAUUAGAGAGAGUUCUAGGACUUCGAAACCUUGACUCUUCCAUAAGGGUUUUAGCCAGUAUUUUAAUAGAACGUGACUAAUGAAAGUGACAGCAUUUUAAGUUUCUCAAAUAAGCCCUCAUUGUAAACUUUUUAAAGGAAAAGAAAUGAACUAAAAAAAAGAACAUUAAUGUGGACACAUACUUUGCUAAAUCGAACAAAUGGCUUAAUUUUUGUAAACACUAUAGACACACUC
Eptesicus fuscus (big brown bat) is the source of this 2098-nucleotide messenger RNA. RefSeq names its product protein kinase cAMP-activated catalytic subunit beta (gene PRKACB). Gene Ontology annotation, molecular function: cAMP-dependent protein kinase activity; ATP binding. Gene Ontology annotation, cellular component: nucleus; cAMP-dependent protein kinase complex. Gene Ontology annotation, biological process: peptidyl-serine phosphorylation. Bases 11 to 1066 code for a protein of 351 amino acids. The record is from RefSeq and is a predicted model, not a curated record. Lineage: Eukaryota; Metazoa; Chordata; Mammalia; Chiroptera; Vespertilionidae. The transcript is spliced from 10 exons.